This is a messenger RNA of Lepisosteus oculatus (spotted gar), 2552 nucleotides long. Its product is annotated as protein mono-ADP-ribosyltransferase TIPARP-like. Gene Ontology annotation, molecular function: NAD+-protein mono-ADP-ribosyltransferase activity; metal ion binding; NAD+ poly-ADP-ribosyltransferase activity. Gene Ontology annotation, cellular component: nucleus. The record is from RefSeq and is a predicted model, not a curated record. Lineage: Eukaryota; Metazoa; Chordata; Actinopteri; Semionotiformes; Lepisosteidae.
UUUAACGUCAAAUUGAACAUUCUCAGAUGUAACCAAGGAUGUUAAAAUACAGGCUAUCGGAACUCAGGAGUCCAGCUAAGGGGAAUUCCAUAUUCAACAAGGAAGGCCUGAGUCAAAGAAUUCCCCAGGUCUGACACUUCUACAAGAAAUCUUGCCUCUGCUUUGAGGACAACAUGCUGCAAGUCCACGCAACCUUUGGACUACCUCCCCUUGACUAAGAUGGCUGAACUUCUGACCAGCAAAUGUGAAGUCCCCCCAAAGAAGAGGAAAUAUGACUUUCAAGGGGUCUCAGACUCAUCUGGGCAGUUCAUUGGGAGUUUUCUCACUUCCACUCAGCUGUCUCUCCAGAUACCUCAGAACAUCAACACUGACCUGCCUGUCUGGGCCUCAGUUCGCACUUGCCAGGUGGAAAUACAGUGGAACAUCACACCAUACAAAAUUGACAUUUGCAUUGUUCCUUUGAACUCCAGCACAGUGGCUCUCCUCCAAUCUCAGGGACAAAUCAAAGACGAGCAAGAAUGCAACCAUUCACACACAGGAGACGAUCUUGACACAGAUCUAGCUUCAGGCCUUUACCAGCCUGUUCACAAUGCUGAGUGGAUUCAACAGGCUUCCUUUCACACCAAGCCUUAUGACAACAUCAAGAUAUGUGACAAGUUUCUUCUUGGAACCUGUAGGCUUGGCUUUCACUGCAACCAGCACCACACACCCUAUCCCUACCACUGGCAGCUGCGUCGAGAAGACACAUAUCAGUGGGUGAGCGUGUCCCAUUCUGCACAGAUCAAGCUUGAGAAGCUCUACUGCAUCAAGGACAAAGAUCAGGCAACACUGGUACAAAUGAGCGACACAUUCACCCUGGAUUUUGAGAAGAUGAUGAUAGAAAAUUCAGAAGUUUAUGGUAAAGUGAGAAGACUCUCGAACACAACCAAUCCAGAAUGGAACACCCAUUUCCCCACAAACUGGCAGAUUUACUGGUGGAAUGAUUUUAAGUGGGAAAAGUACACAAAGUGUGUUUUAAAGAUUUUGCUGGCCAAAAUGGAGGCUGGAGAAAACAAAUGCACAGUCACAAUCAGGAAACAGAAGUAUGAGGUGGACUUCAAUAGCUUAAUGCAGACAAACCUCAAAACGGGAUUUGUGCGGAAAAUACGACGACGACCCACCUUCCGUUCUCCUCAUUCCCUGAAGCCUCACUUGAAGACUGUUAUCUUAAAUGAAUUGCAAAUUCAAAGUGAUAUGGUUCCCCAGAAGUACGACUUUGAUCCACUGUCAGAAUUUAGAAGUUGGUAUCCCCCUGUGUGGACAAUGCCACUGGCCCAGGACGAGUUCAAGAAAGUGGAUGUGCCCCCCUGGGAACAAGCAUUUUAUACCAUUUAUGAGCUUUUCUACACCACUAUGUCUGAGAUGGAGGUGGAGAUUGUGAGCAUCCAGCAAAUCCAGAAUAUCUUCCAGUGGGACAAAUACAGAAGACAAAAGGAGUUUAUGUCUGCAAAGCACUCCCAUGGUAUAACAAUUGAGCGCCAUUUAUUCCAUGGGACCACAGAAGAAUCAGUGGACAUCAUUUGCAAGAUGAACUUUGACCCCCGUGUGGCAGGGAAGAAUGGCAUUGCUUAUGGCAGAGGGAGCUACUUUGCAAAGGAUGCCAGCUACUCUGACAAGUAUGCACCAGCCACUUCAGAGGGAUUCCAAUACAUGUUCCUGGCCAAAGUCCUUGUGGGGAAAACCAUCAUUGGAAACCAAAGCUACUACCGGCCUCCACCUCUUUGUCCCUCAGCAGCAGGAAGUGACAUAUACGACACCUGUGUGAAUCGUGAGAAAGACCCUUCAAUUUUUGUUGCCUUUGAUAGCUGUCAGUGUUACCCUUAUUACCUUAUCAAGUACCGAAUUCUCUCGGAUGUUGUGAACGCAUUUGAAUAACGGAAUACUGUAAAGAGACCUGUGGAGGGUUUGUGGAAAUUUGCCGAUUUGUUUUUUUUUUUCAUUCAGCUCUUGGGUACUAAAUGUGUUUACUUAUUGUGCCUGUCACAUAAAAUAUCUUAAAGCACUUUAUAAAGAAACUUGGGUUUCCAAUAAUACAAAUUAAAUACAUUAAUCAUUAAAUAACCAAAAACAUUAAAUCCAAUUGAAUCUACAUAUUUGUAAAGUAGCAUGAAAUAAAAAUAAAGCCAAGUGAAAUUACAGUAAAAGCAUAGUAAAGCACAGAGAUGGAGACAUAUGGUAAAGCUUGAAUGAAAAAAGUGGUGUCUAAGGACACUGUAUUACACAUCAGUUAGGUAUGUAGCAGUAAGACAUUGUAUGGUGCCAAGUAUUCUAACUUGGGUUUCUCCUUUCAGAAUUAUUUUAAAGUGAAGUACUUCUCAACCUUAUUUCUUCACAGAAAAUAAGGUAUAAUUAACUGAAUAAUAAAUUGAAAGGUCAUAUGUUGUCAAUGAAAUAAUGAAGAUUGCAGUGGCAUCAUUGCUGCCUAUUGAUGGACAACUAUUGGGUGGAGCGGUGGCUCUGUGGCUAAAGAUCUGCGCCUAUUUGCCGGUUCAAAUCCUGCAGCUGGCAGAGGA